Molecule: messenger RNA, 1290 nt
Organism: Pogoniulus pusillus (Red-fronted tinkerbird)
Lineage: Eukaryota; Metazoa; Chordata; Aves; Piciformes; Lybiidae
Gene: KCNJ16
Product: potassium inwardly rectifying channel subfamily J member 16
Exons: 1
Coding region: 1-1290 (429 amino acids)
Biological process (GO): potassium ion import across plasma membrane; regulation of monoatomic ion transmembrane transport
Cellular component (GO): plasma membrane
Molecular function (GO): inward rectifier potassium channel activity
Source: RefSeq, a predicted model, not a curated record
AUGAGAAAGAUGCCUGAGCACAGCGGUAGCUAUAGACCUGUAAGCAUACAGGGAAACAAGAUCCGUUACCGAGGUGCUGCCCAAGAAAGCCCUAAAAUGGGAGUGAAAAGAUUGCAGAAGAGAUUUCUCCACAAGGAUGGCAGCUGCAAUGUGUACUUCAAGCACAUCUUUGGGGAAUGGGAGAGCUAUGUAGUGGACAUAUUCACCACGCUGGUGGACAUCAAAUGGCGCCACAUGUUUGUGAUAUUCUCCUUGUCCUAUGUUCUUUCCUGGUUGUUUUUUGGGCUAGUCUUCUGGCUGAUAGCAGUGCAGCACGGAGAUAUAUUCAACGAUGAGGAAAUAACCCCUUGUGUUGCAAACGUCCACAGCUUCACAGGAGCAUUCCUCUUCUCCCUGGAAACCCAAACCACCAUCGGCUACGGCUACCGCUGCGUGACAGAAGAGUGCUCUGUUGCAAUCCUCAUGGUCAUCCUCCAGUCGGUAUUGAGCUGCAUUAUUGACACCUUCAUAAUCGGAGCAGCCCUGGCAAAAAUGGCCACGGCUCGCAAAAGAGCUCAAACCAUUCGGUUCAGCUACUAUGCUGUCGUUGGCCUGAGGGAUGACAAAUUCUGCCUGAUGUGGCGCAUUGGUGAUUUCCGCCCGAACCACAUGGUUGAGGGCUCUGUACGAGCUCAGCUGCUGCGCUACAAGGAAGACAAGGAAGGGAGAAUGACAAUGGAAUACAAGGACUUGAAGCUGCUUAAUGAUCAGAUCAUACUUGUUACGCCCGUGACAGUUGUACAUGAAAUCGAUAGUGAGAGUCCCCUGUAUGGUCUCGACAGGAAAGCUCUGGCCAAGGACACCUUUGAAAUCUUGGUCACGUUUGUCUACACAGGUGACUCGACAGGAACUUCACACCAGUCAAGAAGCUCCUAUGUCCCCAGAGAGAUCCUCUGGGGCCAUAGGUUUAACGAUGUCUUACAUGUAAAGAAGAAAUAUUAUAAGGUGGAUUGUUUGCAGUUUGAAGAGACCACCGAGGUUUAUGCUCCCCACUGCAGUGCCAUGCAACUGGAUCGCAAGGAACGGGAAUGGAACUGGAGUGAGAAGACACAGAAAAAGGAACCAGAGACAUCAGUACUGGAAAUGAAGUCAUUUAACCCUAACAAGAAAUCGUUCAGUGCAGUUGCCCUCAUCACCAGUUGUGAAGAUCCAGAAGAGCCAGUGCCAGCUGACAAUCAGCCUUCUGGAGAAGAUUCUUAUAAGAAAGCAGCUGUGACCUUAAGUAGGCUAUCAGUAGAGUCCCAGAUCUAG